This is a messenger RNA of Momordica charantia (bitter melon), 3617 nucleotides long. RefSeq lists its product as uncharacterized. Gene Ontology annotation, biological process: glucosylceramide catabolic process; carbohydrate metabolic process. Gene Ontology annotation, cellular component: membrane. Gene Ontology annotation, molecular function: glucosylceramidase activity; beta-glucosidase activity. NCBI's taxonomy places the organism in Eukaryota, Viridiplantae, Streptophyta, Magnoliopsida, Cucurbitales, Cucurbitaceae. The record is from RefSeq and is a predicted model, not a curated record.
UUUUUGACCUUUACACACACUCUCUCUCUUCCUUUGCCCAACCUCCUCUUGAAAAUAUCAGAUCACAUCUCUCUGCCGAUAUCUCAUCCCUCACUUUCUGCCGGCGACCACGGCGGCGGCGGCGCAACCAAGAUCCGGCACACCUACGUUCGACCCGAUCACCACCACUCCGAGCAUAGACCCACACCCUUCCCGCCAUUGAGUUAAGACGGAUGUUGUAGGUGCAAACAUUUCGUUGGUUACGACUCUAGACUUCUCCUAUGGAAACACGCUUUGAGGGUGGAUGGCCACUCUACGUCUACUUCGCGAUGAUGUUGCCUGAAAUUUGGUAGUUGAUGACUUGAGAGAAAGAUAAUUGAUUUGAUAGAAUUGAUUUGAUACAAUGCAAGUUCCUUUUCCGCAUGAUCUCCAUCAGAUUGAUGGAAACAUGUUAGAGGGCAAGCCGCCGGAAAAUGGCUCUGUUGAACAAGAUGAGGAUCACGACGACUCGCUAUCUGGAAAGACUAGCAUUGAUAAAGGGAAACCCCCAUCACUGACCUGGCAACGAAAACUAAACAGCGAAGGAAUCUCGCUUUCGCAGUUCAGGUUGCGUCUGAAAGAGAUAAUUCAUCUGGCUCCAGUAGGGUUCAGGCUAAUUCGCCAUAUCCGAGAAGAAUCUGGGAAAGGAAGGGGUGCAAUGAUAAAUCCCUUUGCCAAACGCCGUAUAACUGAUACUCAUGGCAUUCCUCUAGGUGGUAUUGGAUCAGGAAGCAUUGGAAGAAGUUACAGAGGUCAAUUUCAACGCUGGCAACUAUUCCCUAGAAUAUGUGAAGAUAAGCCAAUUUUAGCAAAUCAGUUUUCUGUUUUUGUUUCACGUCCAAAUGCGCAGCAAUAUUCUACUGUACUAUGUGCACAGAGCCCUCAAACACAGAGGGAAGUUGAAUUAUCAGGUAUUGGGUCCUGGGACUGGAAUUUGAAGGGUCGAAGAUCGACAUAUCAUGCUCUGUAUCCAAGGUCUUGGACAGUAUACGACGGUGAACCAGAUCCAGAACUUAGAAUAGUUUGCCGUCAAAUUUCACCGGUUAUUCCCCAUAAUUACAAGGAGAGCAGCUACCCUGUCUCUGUUUUUACUUUCACGUUGCACAAUUGUGGAAAAACUGCUGCUGACGUCACUUUGCUUUUCACCUGGGCAAAUUCGGUUGGAGGGCUUUCUGAAUAUUCUGGAAACCAUAUCAAUUCAAGAACGAAGAAGAAGGAUGGCGUGCAUGCUGUGCUCCUGCAUCACAAGACGACAAGUGGAUUUCCUCCGGUGACUUAUGCUAUUGCAGCACAGGAGGGUAAUGGAGUUCAUGUCUCAAAUUGCCCUUGCUUUGUAACAUCCGGUAACUUCCAGGGCAUAUCGGCCAAAGAUAUGUGGCUUGAGAUCAAAGAGCAUGGAUCCUUUGAUCGCCUUAACUUUGCUGAUAUGUCAAUGCCCUCUGAAGUGGGUUCAUCCAUCGGUGCGGCCGUUGCUGCUUCAGUUACGGUUCCAUCUGAUGCAGUUCGUACUGUAACAUUUUCAUUGUCAUGGGACUGCCCUGAAGUCAACUUUUGUACAGGAAAAACUUAUCACAGGCGUUACACCAAAUUCUAUGGUAACCUUGGAGAUGCUGCUGCCAAUAUUGCACGCGAUGCAAUACUAGAACAUGGAAACUGGGAGUCGCAAAUUGAUGCUUGGCAAAGACCUGUGCUUGAAGACGAGAGGUUUCCUCAAUGGUAUCCCGUUACUCUCUUUAAUGAGCUUUAUUAUCUAAAUGCAGGGGGGACAAUUUGGACAGAUGGGUCACUUCCAAUUCAGAGUUUAGUAAGCUUUGGAGAAAGAGGAUUUUGCCUUGAUCAAUCCAGAUUUGGUGUUCAGAGCAUAAAUGAUAAAUCCCAUGAAAAUGAUACUGCUAACCAUAUUCUUGGGAGGAUGACUUCAACACUUGAUGGAUUACGCACUUCAGUUGCAUCAAAUUCUGCAUUUGGAGUGAAUCUUCUUCAAAAGGGAGAGGAGAAUGUUGGCCAAUUCCUCUAUCUUGAAGGGAUUGAAUACACCAUGUGGAAUACUUAUGACGUUCAUUUUUAUUCCUCUUUUGCGAUAAUAAUGCUAUUUCCAAAACUUGAACUCAGCAUUCAACGAGAUUUUGCAGCGGCAGUAAUGAUGCAUGAUCCCAGCAAGAUGCAACUUCUUGAUAGUGGGAAAUGGGAAGCAAGAAAUGUUCUUGGAGCCGUUCCUCAUGAUAUCGGAGUUAAUGACCCGUGGUUUGAAGUGAAUGGAUAUAACCUUUAUAAUACGGACAGGUGGAAGGACUUGAAUCCGAAAUUUGUCCUCCAAAUUUACAGGGAUGUUGUAGCCACAGGGGAUAUGAAAUUUGCAAAGGCUGUUUGGCCCUCUGUUUAUCUUGCCAUAGCUUAUAUGGACCAAUUUGAUAGGGAUGGUGAUGGGAUGAUUGAAAAUGAUGGCUUCCCUGAUCAGACUUAUGAUACAUGGUCCGUGACGGGUGUUAGUGCAUACAGUGGCGGUCUAUGGGUGGCAGCCUUACAGGCUGCCUCGGCCAUGGCUCGUCUAGUUGAAGAAAAGGAUGCUGCACACUAUUUUUGGUUCAAAUUUCAGAAGGCAAAACGUGCCUACCAGAAAUUGUGGAAUGGUUCUUACUUCAACUACGACAGCAGUGGUGGGAGUUCAAGUUCAUCUAUUCAAGCUGAUCAAUUGGCUGGACAGUGGUAUGCAAGAGCUUGUGGUCUUGUUCCCAUUGUUGAUGAAGACAAGGCGAGGAGUGCACUGGAGAAGGUAUACAAUUACAAUGUCUUAAAGGUGAAGGAUGGGAAGCGGGGUGCAGUAAAUGGGAUGCUUCCAGAUGGAACAGUGGACCUCUCAUCGAUGCAGUCGAGAGAAGUAUGGUCAGGAGUAACAUAUGCUGUUGCUGCUUCAAUGAUCCACGAAAAUAUGAUUGACUCGGCAUUUUCGACUGCGGCAGGAAUUCAUGAAGCCGCAUGGUCUGAAGAUGGCCUUGGAUACAACUUUCAAACACCGGAGGCUUGGACAACGACAGAUCAGUACAGAUCAUUGUGUUACAUGCGGCCUCUCGCAAUCUGGGCGAUGCAAUGGGCACUUUCCAAAAAAGUACCCAUCAAGGAAGGGUUGAAAGAAGUUGAUAAUGAUGCCAUAUUAAGACACCACGCUAAGUUUUCGAAAGUUGCCCGCCUUCUAAAGUUGCCUGAAGAUAACAUAUCUUCAAGUGUUCUACAAACUGUCUAUGAUUACACUCUCAAAAGGUUUUUCUAAGACUCUUACAGUCCUCUCCAUCUAUUGAUUUGAUAAUAUUGACAAAUAAGCUAUAUUGUUACUAUUUGAACCUUCUUCAUUGUGCUGUGAGUUUAAGAGGAAAUGAAUCUAAACCUCUCUAAAAGAGGUUUUAUUUUCCCAUCUUGAACUUUUGGUUAUAGAAUAAGGGGUUCAUAUGUUCAGUUUCAAGCUUGCUUGUCUUCUUUUUGGACGUGUAAUGUAGUAAGAAGACAGCAAAGUUCUGGAUGCGUGAAUAUGCAUGCUUUUUGCUGAAAUGCUGUUGUGGAACAUUCUUUUCUUUUUGGUUCAAUAAUUUUAUAUAGUUCAAUGA